This is a messenger RNA of Magnolia sinica, 2820 nucleotides long. Its product is annotated as GDSL esterase/lipase 7-like. The coding region runs from base 703 to 1824 and encodes 373 amino acids. Gene Ontology annotation, molecular function: hydrolase activity, acting on ester bonds. The transcript has 5 exons. The record is from RefSeq and is a predicted model, not a curated record. NCBI's taxonomy places the organism in Eukaryota, Viridiplantae, Streptophyta, Magnoliopsida, Magnoliales, Magnoliaceae.
AGGGGGAGUGGUCUCUAGUUCUAGAUUAGAGGACCGUUGAGCUUGCUCACGGCCUUGCAUUUGUGAUCUCUAGCAUUCGGCUAGAAGAUUGUUGUGUCUUUUCCUACAAUCUCUUUCUUUUCUUAUUGAUCUAUUUGUUUUUCCUUUUGGGUUUGCAUCACACACACUUAGAAGUUGGUUUCCAUUGAUCACAACUCUAGUGGGGCCCAUUGGUAUGCCCGAUCACAAUAUCCAACCUUUAAGUAGAUCCAAACCAUUGAUCAGUUAGGUCCAUCUUAUAGAAGUCUUAGAGAUUUAUAUCUCAAAAAUCAUAGAAGACAAUUUAUCCAUUCAAUCCAUGACCUUACAGCAGAAAAUAAAAACAGCUGACAGUCAAUUAUGCAGUGGGAUAAACCAUAGAAAAAGUAAUGGAUAGGAUUGUCUUAUUUGUUUUAUUUUUAAAAUGUAAGUUAUAUGUCCUAGUGCCACUAUAAAUGGGUGAAUUCAAUUGAUAAUCACACUGCCAUGUGACUGUGCUUCUUCGCUUGGGGAUCUGAUUUUAAGGUAGGAGAUGAACGAGAACAGCGGUAAACUGGUGCAACCGAAAAGGAGAAUUGCAACGCUGUUUUGUAGAGGAAUCUCCACGAAUUGGUAGAUCCAUCAAGAUACCCAAUCCAUCACCUCAAUCUUCAUUUAACUAUUCUUUGAAGGAGCCGUAAGAAGAUGAGGAAGAGCUCGAUAUCCAUUGUCUUCCUCCUGGGUCUUCUCCUGCGUUCAUUAUCAGCGAAAUCCAAAGAAGAGCCACUCGCACCGGCUUUAUAUGCAUUCGGAGACUCUCUAGUCGAUAGUGGAAACAACAACGGUCUUCCGACACUAAAUAAAGUGAAUUACAUGCCCCACGGUAUAGAUUCGUCAAUGGGCCCACAGGGAGAUUCCACCAAUGGCAAGACAGUUGUGGACUUCAUUGCUCAGAUGCUUGGGCUACCCUUUGCUCCACCGUACUUGGGUCUUUCAAGGGCUCAGAGAUCCCAAAUCAUAACAGGUGUGAACUACGCAUCAGGUGCAGCAGGCAUUCUUCCAGAAUCAGGAAGAAGAAUGGGAAAGUGCAUUUCGCUCAAGGAACAGGUUGAUUACUUCCAAAGUACCAUUGAAAUGGACCUAGCACGAAAUUUCAAGGACCUCGAAGCCAUUUCGGACCACUUAUCUAAGUCCAUUUUCUUUAUCUCAAUUGAAAGCAAUGACUAUAUCAACAACUAUCUACAACCCGAUUACUACAACACUAGCAGGCAAUACUCUUCUCAGAAGUUUGCUGGGUUCUUAAUGCAUCAUCUAUCUGAACAGUUGAAGAAAUUGUAUAAGCUAGGAGCGAGGAAGAUGGUCAUCUUUGAGAUUGGCAUACUCGGGUGUAUCCCAAGCUUUACGAAUGCAAAUAAUUCCAACGGAACUUGUGUCGAAGAAGUAAACAAGUUCGUAUUUGAAUACAAUCGCCUUCUUCCAGUGCUGCUGAAGAAACUGAAAUCCGACCUGUUCGGAUCGUUUUUCAUUCAUGGACAGGCUUUUGAUUCUGGCCUCAAUGUCUACCAAAACCCUUGUUUUAAAUAUACGAAUAUCCCAUGCUGCAUCGUCAACCACAAUGAGACCAAACUAUUCAUUCCCGGUCAAGCACCAUGCAAGGACAGGGACCAACAUCUUUUCUGGGAUUCAUUUCAUCCAACACAAGCCGCAAAUGCCAAAACAGCUGCUGGAUGCUUCAACCAGUCGACCACAUGCUCUCCGAUGAACAUCCAACAGCUUGCACUUAUUAAGAAAGAUAACCCACAUUUUGAUCUGAUUGAAGUGGAUUGAAACUAGAUCCUUGAAUUUUUUAUUAUUUUUUUUUCUUUUUUCUUUUUCCAUUUUGUGAAUUAAAAUCUGAAAAUAAGUUCACUUAAGCCAUGUUUGGAAGCCAAGGAUUCUAUUCAGAAAACCGUUUUCCUUUGAUGUGACUAUUUGUGUUGUUUGGAUAGCAAAGAAUGGGUACAAAUUCUUCAUUGGACUCUCAGCACAAGAAACUAGGUAAGUAUUGUGAGAGGAACAUAACAUUUGCAUUUGCUAUUCCAACAAGAACUCAAAUUGGAAUCCAUGUUUUAAUAGUUGUCAUGUAAAUUACUAUUUGAAUUAUUAUUUUGUUCUCUUUCUUUUGCUUUGGAUUCCAUGUAUCCAAACAUGCCCUUAAGAUUGUCAAAAUUGUAAAAAAUUUAGGCUAUCAUUUCUCUAUACUGAGGAAAAUGAUCUUAUAUACUUGAUUAUUUUUCAUUAAUUGUAAUUUUGACUUUUAUGUAAUAUGUUCUUAUAUCAUUAUUAAGUUUGUUAUUCUUUUGGCAGUAUGAGAUGUGCCAUUAGAUUCUUUUUUUUUUUCUGCUCUUGAUGUUAUGGUUAUAAAGGGUUGCUCUAGCCGUGUCAUGCUUUUGGUCAUGGCAUGCUUUGUGCUGGUCUUGAGCUGCUUGAGCCUGUUGACCCAACGUUUUCUUAGUUUGUGUAGAAUUUCGAUCAGCAUAUCAUCAUCUACCAGCUGCUUUAACGUUUACAAUGCAGCGUUUCACUUUCUUUGCAGGAUCCUUGGAUGGCUUUGUGCUUGACCCAUACACCACUCCCACAAUUCCAGCCUACGCAGAUAAUAACUCCAUAUACAAUGACUUGUAGUUAGUGUUAUUAAGACUCCUGGAAAACACAAUUGCCAAAUUUCUAAUCUUCUCCACUCAGAAUAUUUAUUUUAAUGACUCCAUGUACCUGAGCUUCUACUGGGUAUUCUUUUAGGGAUUAAAUGAUAUUGAAUUGCAUUAAGUGGAAUUAACAUCAUUA